Messenger RNA from Morone saxatilis (striped sea-bass), 3748 nucleotides. It is a transcript of the gene ptpn4a, whose product is annotated as protein tyrosine phosphatase non-receptor type 4a. Lineage: Eukaryota; Metazoa; Chordata; Actinopteri; Moronidae. Gene Ontology annotation, molecular function: protein tyrosine phosphatase activity; cytoskeletal protein binding. Gene Ontology annotation, biological process: protein dephosphorylation. The record is from RefSeq and is a predicted model, not a curated record. The transcript is spliced from 26 exons. Bases 21 to 3149 code for a protein of 1042 amino acids. Gene Ontology annotation, cellular component: cytoplasmic side of plasma membrane; cytoplasm; cytoskeleton.
CAGACCCUGGUAGGAGCGUGAUGAGCGCGCGCUUCCGCUUGCCUGCUGGCAGAUCCUACAAUGUCCGGGCGACAGAGCUGGAGCGAGACAGGCAGCACACACAGGUUGUGUGCAACGUACUGCUGCUGGACAACACUGUCCAGGCGUUCAAAGUCAGCAAAUCGGAUCAUGGCCAGGUGUUGCUGGAUGCUGUCUUUAAGCACCUGGAGCUGACUGAGAGAGACUACUUUGGCCUGCACUUGGCUGAUGACUCCUUAGAUACGGCAGUCAGUAUGAUGUUUCUGAUCUACAGGAAACGCUGGCUCGAUCCCAACAAGCCCAUCAGGAAACAGUUAAAAAGAGGGUCUCCCCAUAACUUGAGCUUCAGAGUCAAAUUCUUUGUGACAGACCCCAAUAAACUUCAGGAAGAAUACACGCGGUACCAAUAUUUCCUCCAGAUCAAGCAGGAUAUAUUAACUGGAAGAUUGCCCUGUCCACACAACACAGCCGCACUGCUGGCGUCCUAUGCUGUUCAAUCCGAGUUGGGGGACUACAAUGAAACGGAGCAUACAGCAGGAUAUCUGUCGGAAUACUGCUUUGUCUCCAACCCCCCACAGGACUUCCACAAAGAGGUCUCCAAACAUCACCAGCAGCACAGUGGUCUAUCUCCUGCCCAGUCAGAGUUUAAUUAUCUGAACACAGCACGCACGCUGGAGCUCUACGGGGUAGAGCUGCACUAUGCAAGGGACCAGAGCAACACAGAAAUUCUUAUUGGGGUGAUGUCUGCCGGCAUUGUUGUUUACAAGAACAGGGUACGGAUCAACUAUUUCCCAUGGUUGAAAAUAGUGAAAAUUUCCUUCAAGUGCAAACAGUUCUUCGUCCAGCUGAGAAGAGAGGCGACUGAGACCCGGGAGACGCUGCUGGGUUUCAACAUGGUGAACUAUCGGGCCUGUAAAAACCUGUGGAAGGCCUGUGUGGAGCACCACACUUUCUUCAGACUGGAGCGGCCCAUCCCACCACAGAAGAACUUCUUCGCUCACUACUUUACCCUGGGCUCAAAAUUCAGAUACUGCGGGCGGACGGAGGUGCAGUCUGUGCAGUAUGGAAAGGAGAAAGGCAUCAAGGACAGAGUGUUUGCCAGAUCUCCCAGUAAGCCAUUGGCCAGGAAGCUGCUGGGCGGAACCGACUGGGAGUCGGUCAGCAGGAACAGCCUAUCGGAUGAGAGACUGGAGACCCAGAGCUUGCCCACUCGCUCACCGCCUGGGACGCCCAAUCAGAACUCGCUGUUUGUACAAGAGGGCACACGACUACGACCGUCAUCCGUUGGUCACCUAGUCGAUCACGUGAUCCACGCUUCGCCGAGUCUGCCUGUCUUCUCCUCCAAUCACAAGUCAGCAUCGUCCACGCAGGCCAACAGCAUCAGCUUGGACUCCACACCGUCUCCAGAGGGGCUAGACAGUCAACCUCCAGCUCUGCCCCCCAAGCAGCUGAGCAGAAAGACCUUGAGCCAGAUCAUCCAGGCCCACUCUCAGCAGAGCCUCCUGGAUAACCACCUCAACGAGAUGUAUGAUGUUCCUGUCAAUGCUGACAAGACCACGCUAAAUGGAGUUGUCCCUCAUGAUAAUCUGGUCCUAAUCAAGAUGAGACCUGAUGAACACGGACGUUUCGGCUUCAAUGUCAAGGGUGGAGCUGACCAGAAGAUGCCCAUCAUUGUUUCUCGAGUGGCUCCGGGAACAUCAGCUGACCUGUGUGUGCCUCGCCUUAACGAGGGGGACCAGGUGGUCUUAAUUAAUGGACGUGACAUUUCUGACCACACCCAUGAUCAGGUUGUCAUGUUCAUCAAGGCCAGCUGUGAGAGCCACUCUGGCGAGCUCAUCCUAUUGGUUAGACCGAAUGCCAUCUACGACGUGGUGGAGGAGAAGGCGGACUCGGAGCCAGAUUUUCAAUACAUCCCUGAGAAGUCCCCUCAGGACCCCACCCAGCUAGACCAGCAUGCUUUGAGGGACUCCAUGGUCACACUGAAGGAAGGCCUGAUCAGUGGAGCCAUACUGGCACAGUUUGAUCAACUGUACAGGAAGAGGCCGGGGAUGACCAUGCUGUGUGCCAAAUUACCUCAGAACGUUUCCAAAAAUCGCUACAGAGACAUCUCUCCUUAUGAUGCCACACGGGUCAUUCUGAAAAGCACAGAUGACUACAUCAAUGCAAAUUACAUCAAUAUGGAGAUUCCAGCCUCCAGUCUGAUCAACCGCUACAUAGCAUGCCAGGGCCCGCUGCCCAACACCUGCCCCGACUUCUGGCAAAUGACAUGGGAGCAGGGCUCAUCUAUGGUGGUCAUGCUAACUACUCAAGUCGAAAGGGGGCGGGUCAAGUGUCACCAGUACUGGCCCAAUCCAGACAGCAGCGCCACCUACGGAGACUUUACAGUAACGUGCCACAAUGAAGAGGGCAACUCUGCCUUCCUGGUCCGGGAGAUGACUCUAGUGCACACACCGAGUGAGCAGCAGAGAGAGCUCACCCAGAUUCAGUACCUAGCUUGGCCGGACCACGGCGUCCCUGAUGACUCCACUGAUUUCCUGGACUUUGUGGCUCUGGUACGGACCAAACGGGCCGGACAGGACCAGCCGAUGGUGGUACACUGCAGUGCGGGGAUUGGUCGGACAGGGGUUCUGAUCACCAUGGAGACAGCACUGUGUCUAAUGGAGUGCGGCCAGCCAGUUUAUCCUCUAGAUAUCGUCAGGACCAUGAGAGACCAGAGGGCCAUGAUGAUCCAAACGCCUAGCCAGUACCGCUUUGUAUGUGAGGCCAUCCUGAAAGUCUAUGAGGAGGGCCUGGUCAAACCACUCAAGACCGCUGUCUACCAGCCGAGAGAAAAGGUGGACGAGGAGAGGGACGACGAGAAGAAAGAGCAGCAGAAAGCAGGCGAAGGAGAAGACAGGGCAGCGACGGAGGAAGGGGAGGCGGCAGCGGUGGAGUUGCUGGAAGGAGGUCUGGAUGAAGAGGACGACGACGACGAAGAGGUGGAAGUGCUGGAUGUGGGAGAAGUGACGGAAGAGGGGGAGGACGAGGAGGACGAAGAGGAGGAGGAAGUGGAGGAGCCGAGCGUCGCAAGCGCCACCAGCGUGACCAGUGAGACCAGCGUGAACCCUGAACCUGAAUCCGCUAACCCGUGACUUUUGACGGGUCAUCAGGGGUCACCAGGGGGAGGCCAGGUGGUCGGAGAAGAGAACAAAAGCACUGUUGCACUUUAUGCUGACAAAAACCGGAAAAAAGACAAAACAAACGAACAAACGUGAAAAUCACGGACAAGCUAGAAUAAAAAAAGAAACCCAGCUGUGUUGAAUAGGUACCAUUAGGGGAUAUUGUAUGUUCAGGGGAAAGAAAAAAAGUAUUCAAAGAAUGAAAAGAUAAAAGUACGAGAGAAUAAAAUGUGGAUGGGGAAUUGCUGUAGUGCCAUAAGUACGAAGGGGAAGGGCUGCCCCCCUUGAUGGAAAGCUUUUUCCCCCCCGUUUUAUUUCCCCCAAAGGGUCGCCCUGUCCCCUUCUGAGCGAGUCUGCCAGACGGACCUGCCUUUUUUUUAGUGUCCUUUUAGCUGAUAAAGAGAUAUACCUUAUCUUUUGUUCCUCAGAGAGUAUUUAUUGUGUUUUAGUUUGUGUCAAACCCUGUCCACUGAACAAAAAAAAACUUGUAUGUUUGUUUGUAUGAAUCUAGAGCUUCAUGCUUUCCUGAUUAAAUCUUAGGUAGUUAAGUAGUGCGAUUCCUCUUCUUCUAA